AUGCAGAUCACCGCCCUCCUCCCCCUUCUCGCCCUCGCUCCCAGCGCAAUGGCCAGCCCCAUCGCCGAGCAAGCCACAGCUCUCGAUACCCGCGCCGGCUGCCCUGCCCAGGUCACCAGCUUCUGCAAACAGUUCCGCGAGGUCCUCGGGCAGUGCCGCAGCGGCCAGUGGAACUGCGUCCACGGCAACCCGCUCACGCUGGACGGCAACUACCCCAUCUACACGCCUGCCGGUGUUUCGUGCUCGAAGGAGGGAGACACGUGCUUGUGA
This is a messenger RNA of Colletotrichum chrysophilum, 270 nucleotides long. RefSeq lists its product as uncharacterized. NCBI's taxonomy places the organism in Eukaryota, Fungi, Ascomycota, Sordariomycetes, Glomerellales, Glomerellaceae. The coding region runs from base 1 to 270 and encodes 89 amino acids. The record is from RefSeq and is a predicted model, not a curated record. The transcript has 2 exons.